Manis pentadactyla (Chinese pangolin) is the source of this 2511-nucleotide messenger RNA. Its product is annotated as tumor protein D52. The record is from RefSeq and is a predicted model, not a curated record. The coding region runs from base 237 to 980 and encodes 247 amino acids. NCBI's taxonomy places the organism in Eukaryota, Metazoa, Chordata, Mammalia, Pholidota, Manidae. The transcript has 8 exons. Gene Ontology annotation, biological process: B cell differentiation. Gene Ontology annotation, cellular component: mitochondrial small ribosomal subunit; cytoplasm.
AGGUGGUGAAGAGAGCCCUGCCCGAGGUUGCUCUGCAUAAGUCAUUCAUUAAACAGCCCUGCCUGCCACGCGUGUGAAGGUUCUGGGAAGGAGAUGCCGCACCUGGGCUAGGGGGCCCGGAGCUCCAAGCCCUGGGAUUAAUUCUUCAGUGAGGUUUCAUGGGAACAUGGCCUGCGCAGCACUCAACUGAAGAGUAUUAGGCGGCUGUAAAACCAUGUGUUCUGCUUUUGUCUGGAAUGGACUGUACAGAGAUGGAUUUUGAUGAGGACUACCAGUCCCCAUUUGAUUUUGAUACAGGAGUGAACAAAAGCUAUCUUUACUUGUCUCCUAGUGGAAAUUUGUCUCCACCCGAAUCACCUACUCUUCAGAAAUGUGGUCUGCUGAGAACAGACUCAGUACCUGAGGAAGGAGAAGAUGUUAUUGCCACGAUUCGUGCCGCUGAGACCCUAUCGGAGGAGGAGCAGGAAGAACUAAGAAGAGAACUUGCAAAGGUAGAAGAAGAAAUCCAGACUCUGUCUCAAGUGUUAGCUGCAAAGGAGAAGCAUUUAGCAGAGAUCAAGCGGAAACUUGGGAUCAAUUCACUACAGGAACUAAAACAGAACAUUGCCAAAGGGUGGCAAGAUGUGACAGCAACAUCUGCAUACAAAAAGACAUCAGAAACCUUAACUCAGGCUGGACAGAAGGCUUCAGCUGCUUUCUCAUCUGUUGGAUCAGUCAUCACCAAAAAGCUGGAAGACGUAAAAUUGCAAGCCUUUUCACAUUCCUUUAGUAUACGCUCCAUUCAGCAUUCAAUUAGCAUGCCUGCUAUGAGAAACUCCCCAACUUUCAAAUCAUUUGAAGAGAAGGUUGAAAACUUAAAGUCUAAAGUAGGGGGAACCAAGCCUGCUGGUGGUGAUUUUGGAGAAGUUUUGAAUUCAACUGCAAAUGCUAGUGCCACCGCCACGGAGCCUCUUCCAGAACAGACACAGGAGACCCCGUGAGAUUCCUACCUUUGUUCUGCUACCCACUGCCAGAUGCUGCAAGCGAGAUCCAAGCACAUCUUGUCAACAUUCAUUACCAUGAAUUUCCACCAGAUGUGCUUUUAUUUAGCUUUACAUGUUCCUUUGACCAAAUAGUUUGUGGGUUGUACAAAAUAAAAAUAUCUUCACCUCUACUCCUGGGAAACAUCCUUUAAUGUGCAUUUAAGGCCCUUUAUUUAGGAAACACUAUUAUAAAAACACAUGUAGUACCUGGGGACCCUCACUGGAAUGAUUUGAGAAGCUGCAGGUUAUAAUUUCUUUCCUACUUUACCAAACUUCUCUGGAUGUGAGAUGCCAGUUUAAUCUUUAUCUUCUAUAUGGUUUUCUUUUUUUCCUUUUUGAAUCUCUGUAUAUUUAAUUCCUAAGGAAAAUUUAUCUUAAAUUUUCUGAAUCUUAGCUAUUAAAAGUUUGGAAUAACUUUCUUUGUCUCCAAGGGAAGAACUACCAGCUACAAGAAUGUUUUUUCUAAACAUUUUUUUGGCAUAAGGUAUCUUAUAUUUUGGGUGUCUGAAGCAACCAGACUAAGUAAAUCACUUCUACAAACAAUUUGUUACAGUUUUAUAAGUGACAGUACAUAUAGUAACUCAAACUCUUAGGUGAUUUGAGAAUGGAGUCCUCAUAUCCUUGUUUAUUAAUAUAUAUGACAGUAACCGUUUCAGUGUAUUGGUUAUGAUGUCACUUACAUCAAGUUACUUUUCACCAAAUUCAGUUUUUAGUUUCAGAGUAAAUUGCAAAAUAAUUUUCUGAUUCAAGCAUAUUUUAUUAUGUGUAGGUUGAAAUAUAAGCACUCUCAUCAAAUGCUGAGUUCAAAAGCUUGAAAGUUUUUUUGAUUUAGGUAGCUAUAAAAAUGCUGGAGAUACAGUGCUGUCUUCAUUUAAUUCAUUUAGUACCAUUUAAAAUAUGCACACAAAGUUAAAUGACUAAUGUAACUUGAAAGGUUUUAUACCAAGGGGUUGGUGAUAACUGCUGAAGAUUAUAUGCAUUAAUAAAAGUCAACUUAUGGUUUACUACUUACUUGUUUUCAGUGUGUUAGAAAUUAUAAAAUGACAAUGUAGACAUUGCCCCUACCUUGAAAACAGUGUCCGGGCUGAAUGAACCAAAGCCUCUGGAAGCAUCUGAAUGGAGGCCAAGGUACUCUAUUAAUUCUAAUACUACUUACUCAUCACCACUACUUUUUCCUUAUGCUGUGUAUGGUUAUGGCUUACAAUGUUGUGUUUGUUAUUUAUCAAGUUGUGAUUUGUUCUAUUAUUGUCAAUGCCAAAUGUUAAUUGCCAAGCGUGGAGUGACCUAAAGCAUUUUUUAAGAGCAUGACUUAGCUUUACUUUGGGAUAAUAUAUCUUAUGAAAACCAAAUCUGAAAAGUCACAAGUUUUGAUUGUUGUAAAAUAACAUGUCGCCACUCUAGAUUGCUAAGAGCUUUGUCAGCACUUCAGAUGCAACUGCAACUAUGCUCUAUUACAUGUGAAAAGCUUAAUAAAUUCUGUAUAUCAGUA